GCUGACAGUCCCUGGCUCCCCGCAGGUGUCCGGAGGCUUUUCGGGACAUGCAAGAGGUGGCCGGACGGCAACGCCUGGCCUUCGCCGAGAUCGUGAACCGCCUCAGCUUCCUGCACCGCUUCCUGGUGGGGGAGUCCCAAGCCCUGGGCUCCUUCCUCUACCACCUGCUGACCGGCAGCGCCGCCCUGCUGCUCACCUCCAGCCAGCGCACUGCUGGGGCCAGGUUGAUCCUGCUGGGCCUGGUUGGGGGCAACGUCUACCUGGAGCGUGUGGUCAGUGGACUCGUCUUGGAGAACACUGAGGCCGGCUCCGAUCCAACGGAGGCCCUUGCCAGCUGGGUGGGGCUAUGCCGCAGGCUGUGUGUGGGCGCCGGGCUGGCUGUCCUGGCCUAUUGCGUCCUCACUUACCGCGACGUGGCCCAGCAGAGCCGGGAGGUGCUGCGGGGGCUGCAGGAGACCCGGGCCCAGAUGCAGCACAUCCUGCAGGAGACAGAACGCCUGCUGGCCCAGCGGGGCCCAGAUCCCAGCCAGGACAAUGCCGAGUUCGCCGACUCGGGCUUCCCAGAGCCCCUCUCCCGGCCGGAACGAGGAGCCCCCUGGGUGGAGGAGCUCAGCACCAGCAGCCCCAAGAUCCGGAGCCGCUCCCCGGCCCGCCAGCGCACCCGGCCGCAGAGACGCACCAGCCGACGGGACUCGGAGAGACGCAAUGUUCCUGUGCCAGUGGACGGGCUGUGCUGCUAUGAUCUCCGGCACCGGCCGGCCCUGAGAGACCCCCCCCAAACGCCAGCCACAGUGAAGGGGCCCCUCUGCAGCACCCGAAGGGGAAGACCUCAGUUGCCGGCGGCAGGUGCCAUCCUGCUGAACCCAACCUGGGAUCAGACUCCUACUGCGUGAAUGUCACCCCAAGCCGGGAGCCAGGACUCCUGGGUUCUCUCCCCAGCCUGGGCAGGUCUGAGUGAGACACGCAGGACAGGGGGAGGCUGCGUGAUGUUUUAAUGGAGACGGGCCGUGCCGUGCCGCGGCUUUUAGCCGGUAAUAAAAGGAGCCUGACAAUU
Molecule: messenger RNA, 1054 nt
Organism: Caretta caretta (loggerhead turtle)
Lineage: Eukaryota; Metazoa; Chordata; Testudines; Cheloniidae
Source: RefSeq, a predicted model, not a curated record